AUGCGCUUCACACGCAUCGUACCGCUUUUGCCUUUGGCAUCCGCUCUUGUUAUCACUGACGCUCAGGUUUUCCAAGAUCUUGAGAAAUCGAGCAGGUCGAUUGUCGACAAUGCCCAGAACGUUCUCGAUGAUGCCUUCAGCAAAAUCAAGGAUGCUAGCAAGGAAAUCUACAGCAAGAUUCAUGACACUGGCUGCGACGUUGAAUCAUGGUUGGAAGGCUCGUCGUUCGAUGACAGCGUUAUCGACUUCAAGGAGCACCCUCAUCCGCCCACAGAGGAUGAUCCACCACAUCACAAGAAGCCUCACCAUGACAAGCCCGACCAUGGUGAUCAUGGAAAGCCCAAUCGAACUGUGUACGAGCUCAUUAAUGAGAGCAAGUACACCACAAAGCUCGCUAAGCUGAUCAACGAAUACGACGAUCUCGUCCAGUUACUGAAUAGCACCAAGGCCAACUACACUGUCUUUGCCCCAACGGAUGAGGCCUUCGAGAAAAUCCCUGAACAUGGCCACAAGCCUUCAAAGGAGGCUAUUAGAGACAUUCUUCUAUACCAUGUCGUUGAUGAUUUCUUUCCCGCCGCCCGUGUGCUCCAGAGCUACACCAUCCCCACGCUCUACACUCCAGAGCACCUUCUCGGGCACCAGCAGCGUCUUACCGUUCGUGUCACACUCAAGGGGCCCGCGAUCAACUUCUACAGCCGUCUCGUAGCCGUAAAUAUUUUCGGCACCAACGGUGUCGUCCACGGACUCGACUCUCUCCUCGUCCCUCCACCAAACGUCGCUGCCAUCGUCAACCUACUCCCCGGCGAAUUCAGCACCUUAGAACUUGCUCUCGGUAAGACCGGUCUAUGGGAAAAGAUCAACAGCACCGACUACCCCCACGAAGGCGGCACAUUCUUCGCGCCCUCCAACCUCGCUUUCCAGAAGCUUGGUCCCCGCGUCAACGCCUUUCUCUUCAGCAAGUACGGUGAGAAGUACCUGAAAGCGCUUCUCAAAUACCACAUCGUCGUUGACCAGACACUAUACACUGACGCAUUCAUCGAUCACACUGGCAACAAGGAUGCCAAGGCUGCCAACCGUCCACCAUACUACCACUACGAUCUCCCCACUGUGCUCAGCGACAAAUACCUCGCCGUCGACGUUGCCCGGUACGGACCUUUCGUGUCCAUUCGUAUCAAUGGCUUCUCCCGCGUCACUGUGCACGAUGGUGUUGCUAGCGAUGGCGUCAUACAGGUCGUUUCUGACGUCCUGAUCCCCCCGAAGAAUGCUGCUAGCGGCGAGCAGGUCUUCUGGGAUGGUGAGGAGAUGACGAUCGAGGACCUCAAGGAGCGCCUUGAACCCUUUGUUGAGAACAUUGAGUUGUAA
This is a messenger RNA of Plenodomus lingam JN3, 1362 nucleotides long. RefSeq lists its product as uncharacterized. Gene Ontology annotation, cellular component: fungal-type vacuole membrane. Lineage: Eukaryota; Fungi; Ascomycota; Dothideomycetes; Pleosporales; Leptosphaeriaceae. The record is from RefSeq and is a predicted model, not a curated record. Gene Ontology annotation, biological process: macroautophagy.